Messenger RNA from Numida meleagris (helmeted guineafowl), 630 nucleotides. RefSeq names its product RAB15, member RAS oncogene family (gene RAB15). Gene Ontology annotation, molecular function: GTPase activity; GTP binding. Lineage: Eukaryota; Metazoa; Chordata; Aves; Galliformes; Numididae. The record is from RefSeq and is a predicted model, not a curated record.
GGACACGGCAGGGCAGGAGCGGUACCAGACCAUCACCAAGCAGUACUACCGGCGGGCACAGGGCAUCUUCCUGGUGUACGACAUCAGCAGCGAGCGCUCCUACCAGCACAUCGUCAAGUGGGCCAGCGACGUGGACGAGUAUGCACCCGACGGCGUCCAGAAGAUCCUCAUCGGGAACAAAGCGGACGAGGAGCACAAGAGGCAAGUGGCCAAAGAGCAAGGGCUGCAGCUUGCCCGGGAGUACGGAAUGGACUUCUACGAGACCAGCGCCUGCAGCAACCUGAACAUAAAGGAGUCCUUCACCCGCCUGACGGAGCUGGUGCUGCAGGCGCACCGCAAGGAGCUGGCGGGGCUGCGCACUGCCACGGCCCCCCCUGAGCUGGCCCAGCUGGAGGAGGAUGAGCAGCAGACCCCGGGGGGGCACGACAACCCCAAGAACUGCUGGUGUUGAAGCCUGGCCUCCCCCAGCCCUGCUACAGAGGGGGCACAGUGGGGGGAGACAAGGAAUGGGGACUUACCCCCCACCCCACCGCGGCCCCUUGGUGUUUGGGGGGGUCCCAGGCACUGUUUGCACACCCCGCACCCCUGUUUUGCACACUGUUUCCACAAUAAAGGAGAUACUGGAGCCCA